AUGGCUUCAAAGUUUCAGUACGAUGCAUCCUGGGCAGAAAACCGAGCCCUCGUAGCUGGCACUGUUAUAUUGUGCACGGCUCUCUCUUGGGUGAUCUAUUGUCUAUUACUCUCGCCUCUACGCCGCUAUCCUGGCCCGCUUCUUGCGAGGAUAUCACCCUUGUGGAUAGUCCUGCAAUGCCGCCGAGGCCGAAGAUCGCAGGCCGUCAGUGACUUGCACCAGAGAUACGGAGACUUUGUGCGGAUUUCGCCCAACCACAUCUCCAUCGCGGAUGCAACGGCCGUGCAACAGAUCUACGGCCACAAGACGGGUUUCCUGAAGGGCCCGUUCUAUGAAGCCUUUCACCAGGUCGAGCCUGUUCUUUUCAACACUAGGGACCCAAAGAUCCAUCAACGGAAAAAGAAGAUUAUGAGCCCGGCGUUUUCAGCAAGAGGGCUGCAGGACUUUGAGCCGCACAUGAGCAGGGAUAUUCGGAAGCUGAUUAACCUGAUAAACGAUCGACUACAGGCAUCUGGGGACACGAUCAGUCUAGACUUUAAUGAAUACUCCAAUUUCCUCGCCUUUGACGCGAUAGGCGAAUUUGCAUUCGGGGAAUCCUUUGGCUUCCUGGAUCGAGGAGAGGACUACCUGAAUCUCAUCGACGCCGUCGAUGCCCGCGGCGAAGCCCUCAAUGCGCUAGGCCACCUACCACGCGCCGUUAGGGAGUUCAUCAAGAAAUUCCCCCUGGACCCGUUCUGGUCGCAGGGAAUGCGAGGCACGCAAGCUCUCGCCGCAAUUGGGACAAAAGCGUACUUCAAGCGGCGGGACCAGGCCACCGGCACUUCGCGCAAGGACCUCCUCAGCCUGCUCUUCAACGCCAAGGACCCGGACAUGGGCAACGCACUGGAGGAGAAGGAGAUUAUCGCCGAGUCGAUCUCGUUCAUUGUUGGGGGCAGCGACACGACUAGCACGAGCAUGACCAACGUCGUGGAUAUUGUGUCUCGGGACGAGGCGAUACAGCGCCGGCUGCAGGAGGAGCUGGAUGCAGCCUUUCCGGGGCAAAUGGCGGCGGACUGGGUUCCGGACUUCAAGACAAUUGAGAACCUCCCCGUGCUCAACGCCGUUGUCCGAGAGACAAUGCGGUUCCGGCCCACGAGCGCGACGGGACUUGAGCGGGUCACGCCGAAGGGGGGGAAGCUGGUGGCAGGGAGGUUUCUCCCAGAGGGAACACUUGUCAGCGUCCCGACUCUCAGUGUCCACCAUAAUUCCCGUGAAUUUCAUGAUGCCGACACUUUCAACUACGAGCGAUGGCUUGCGGAGGACUCCGCAAAGCUACUCGAGUCGUUUGUGCCAUUCUCCGUGGGCCCUCGUGCCUGUAUCGGCCGAAAUUUUGCGUGGAUGGAGAUGUUCAAGACCCUGGCUGCGCUAUUCAAGCUCUUCCACAUCGCACGAGUCCCACUCGGUGACACACACCUUCGCGAGGGGUUCUUCGUAAAGACCAAGGAGUGCCAUGUUACUCUGCAUUGGCGGUAGAAUCGAUGUUAGAAACUCCUUGAGAUGUAUCCUAGCAUAGUACACAGCAUAUGCAAGACAGAGAAAC
This is a messenger RNA of Aspergillus versicolor CBS 583.65, 1579 nucleotides long. RefSeq names its product cytochrome P450. Gene Ontology annotation, molecular function: monooxygenase activity; iron ion binding; oxidoreductase activity, acting on paired donors, with incorporation or reduction of molecular oxygen. The transcript is spliced from 8 exons. The record is from RefSeq and is a predicted model, not a curated record. Lineage: Eukaryota; Fungi; Ascomycota; Eurotiomycetes; Eurotiales; Aspergillaceae. The coding region runs from base 1 to 1512 and encodes 503 amino acids.